Phoenix dactylifera (date palm) is the source of this 1841-nucleotide messenger RNA. RefSeq names its product putative GPI-anchored protein At4g28100. Lineage: Eukaryota; Viridiplantae; Streptophyta; Magnoliopsida; Arecales; Arecaceae. The record is from RefSeq and is a predicted model, not a curated record.
CAAACUCGAACCCACCCUCCAUACACCGAAGCAUCGAAUCCUCAUACACCCUCAACCCCACGGCGAGGCAAGCUCUCUCCAUCAGCCCCAGCUUCCUUUCUCCCUGCUCCUCAAAAGCUAAAGCCUCAAGUUAUAUUAAAGAAACCCAAAAGCAAAAGCGAAAAAUAACGCCGUAUCACUCCCCUCCAGUCCCUUCAAAUCAAAGCGGCCAUCGCAACAAGUAUCAGCUUCUGAGGGAAAGAGUUCGAGGGAAACAGAGAAAGAGAAGAAUGAGAUCAAUGCUGUCCCAUAUCCCUCUCCUUGUCCUUCUACUCUUUGGCCAAAUCUCUCUUCUGCCCGGCCUGCCCGUGCUGGCCGACCACUACCCGGCCGCCGUCCAGCCCUCCCUCCUCUUCCCCACGUCCUCGCCACCCGCCACCAUCCCGGCGUUCCCCGAGCAGUCCGACGUCGCCAGCGCCGCCUGCCCUCUCGACCUCCCCGACGACCUCCUCCCCGCCGUCUCCGCCGCCUGCUCCACAUCCUCCGCCGGCCGCCUCCCCUCCCGAUCCCGCUGCUGCCCGGCCCUUGCAGCCUGGCUCUACGCCGGCUACUCCGCCACCGCCCUCGCAGCCCGCCCAAUGCCCGCGCCUCCCACCCUCGACCUGCCCGUCCUGCCCGACGACUCCGAGGCCUGCGUCGGCGGCGUCGAGCGCGCCCUCCGCGACCGCGGCGUCCGCCUCCCCCGUGUCAACGGCACGUGCGACGCGGCGUUCUGCUGCUGCGGCAUCCGCCUCCGGAGGCUGACGUGCGCCGGGGGAGCGUUCGCGGCGUCCGGCGCGGAGGGGCGCUGGAUCCCGCUGGGGGACGCAGGGCGCCGCCUGGAGCGCGACUGUAGCCGGCCCGGCCUCGCCGGUUGUUCCCGCUGCCUCCGGACCCUCGACCAGAUGAAGGGUAAAGAGGUGGGCGGCGGUAACCUGCCCAAAGCGAGCAAGGGAGAGGACGUGACUCGUGACCGGGAGUGCCAGCUCAUGGGGCUGACCUGGCUCUUGUCCAAGAACCGGACCCACUACCUCAACGCCGUCACCUCCGUCCUCCGCGCCCUCAUGGCCGCCGACGCCGCCGGCGCGACCGCGGACCACUCCUCCUGCUCCCUCCCCCACGACUCCAUGCCCCUCGCCGUUGACUCCGCGCAGAUCGACGGCAAGGCUGCCUCCUGCGCCAUCCUCCGGUCACCGUUAACGUCAAACCCCCUACUUCUCCUCGUUCCCUUGCUCCUCUCAUCUUUCUUCUAAUCCUAAUUUUGUACCUCCAAAAAGGAAAAACAAAAAGAAACAAAGACUCGUCCAGUGUAAUUGUAUGUAAUUUACUCUGUUGUAGGUCUUUUAAGGUCUCUUUCUUUCGGUCGCUAGUUAUCAUGGUUUCCUGUGCCAAGAAUCUUUGCAUGGUGACUGGGGCCAGCUAACGUGGGAUGUGGGCUCAUGGUUCCGUGGACUUGGUGCAGUUUGCAUGGAGGAAGGACUCCCACUUCUAGUGCCUGCUGCUGCUGCUACAGGGGGCAUUGCCGUUUUAUGUGAUGUGGCAGUAUCCUGAGACUGGAUCCCAUGAGAUGUCCUGGUCCAACUCGACGAUCUAAGCUGGUAUGAGUUGGUUUUGCGAUCGCACGUCACAUACGUACCUACUUGUAGUGCAUGCCAUGUCAGCUGUGGAGUAGUCCGAACUUGUUUCCACGAGAGCCCGUGACGUUCGUAUAAACGAUCGAUGAUGCGUUCGUUGCGGUGAAAUCGGUCAUUUUGUGAUUGCAUAUUAAUCGGCAUGAUUAAUAUGUAACACACCCUCUCCUUCUAAUCAAAAACAAAAAAGUU